AUGUGCAAAUGGACGCCACCCGCCAUCGGUCUCCAUCCCAACCCUGCCGCUGCUGGCACGAGCGCUGCCGUGCCACCCGUCCUGCCCAGGGCCGCCUCCUUCCGCCUGGCCUGCAUCGCCCUGCUCCUGGCAGCUGUAAGCGCGCUUGGGGGGUGCCCGCAGGGUGACCCGGGGGAUGCUGGGCACAAGCAGCUGCAGGGGCUGGUGGAGGCGGCAAACUGCUCCUGGACGCUCGAGCGACACGCCCGCAGCUAUAACCACCUGGAGGGAGAUGUGCGUCUGCGGCACCUCUACUCGGCCAACAAGUUUUUCCUGUGCAUCGACAAGAGCGGCAAGGUGGACGGAACCCGGCGGAAGAACUAUGCUGACAGCCUUAUGGAAAUCCGAUCCGUCAGCGUGGGAGUCGUCGCCAUCAAAUCCGUCAGCACUGGGCUCUACUUGGCCAUGUCCAAAAAAGGCACGCUCUUUGGUUCGGUAAAGUACAGCCCCAGCUGCAAGUUCAAGGAGCGCAUCGAGGAGAAUGGCUACAACACGUACGCCUCGCUGCGCUGGAAGUACGGCGGCCGCCAGAUGUUCGUCUCGCUGAACGGCCGAGGAAAACCACGCAGGGGACACAAGGCCCGGCGGAGGCACCCGUCCACCCAUUUUCUGCCUAUGCUGCCUUCGUAA
Scleropages formosus (Asian bonytongue) is the source of this 669-nucleotide messenger RNA. RefSeq names its product fibroblast growth factor 22 (gene fgf22). The coding region runs from base 1 to 669 and encodes 222 amino acids. Lineage: Eukaryota; Metazoa; Chordata; Actinopteri; Osteoglossiformes; Osteoglossidae. The transcript has 3 exons. Gene Ontology annotation, molecular function: growth factor activity. The record is from RefSeq and is a predicted model, not a curated record.